ACUGCAUUUCCCAUGAGCGCCCGCCGGCGUCGACGUCGCGCAGUGUUUUCGCCGUCGCUCCGCGCCCUUUAUACUCACUUCCGCCCGCUAGUCUUCCUUUCCUUUCGGGGCUUGCGGCGGCAAGAUGGCGGUACAAAUUUCCAAGAAGAGGAAGUUUGUUGCUGAUGGCAUCUUCAAAGCUGAGUUAAAUGAGUUUCUCACUCGGGAGCUGGCUGAAGAUGGCUACUCUGGAGUUGAGGUCCGAGUUACGCCAACCAGGACAGAAAUCAUUAUCUUAGCUACCAGGACACAGAAUGUUCUUGGUGAGAAGGGGCGGCGGAUCCGGGAAUUGACUGCAGUAGUUCAGAAGAGAUUUGGCUUCCCUGAGGGCAGUGUAGAGCUUUAUGCUGAAAAGGUGGCCACAAGAGGUCUCUGUGCCAUUGCCCAGGCAGAGUCUCUGCGAUACAAACUCCUAGGAGGGCUUGCUGUACGGAGGGCCUGCUAUGGUGUGCUGCGAUUCAUCAUGGAGAGUGGAGCCAAGGGCUGUGAGGUUGUGGUGUCUGGGAAACUCCGAGGACAGAGAGCUAAAUCCAUGAAGUUUGUGGAUGGCCUGAUGAUCCACAGCGGGGACCCUGUUAACUACUAUGUUGAUACUGCUGUGCGCCACGUGCUUCUCAGACAGGGUGUGUUAGGCAUCAAAGUGAAGAUCAUGCUGCCCUGGGACCCAAGUGGUAAGAUUGGCCCUAAGAAGCCUUUGCCUGACCACGUGAGCAUCGUGGAACCCAAAGAUGAGAUCCUGCCCACCACUCCCAUCUCAGAACAGAAGGGUGGGAAGCCAGAGCCCCCUGCCAUGCCCCAGCCAGUCCCUACAGCAUAACAGGGUCUUCUUGGCAGCUGUAUCUGGAGUCUGGAUGUUACUCUUUAAAGACAUUUAAUAAAAUCUUGUACAAAGACAUAA
Molecule: messenger RNA, 937 nt
Organism: Ictidomys tridecemlineatus (thirteen-lined ground squirrel)
Lineage: Eukaryota; Metazoa; Chordata; Mammalia; Rodentia; Sciuridae
Gene: Rps3
Product: ribosomal protein S3
Biological process (GO): translation; positive regulation of apoptotic signaling pathway
Cellular component (GO): nucleus; cytosolic small ribosomal subunit
Molecular function (GO): structural constituent of ribosome; RNA binding
Source: RefSeq, a predicted model, not a curated record